Perognathus longimembris pacificus (Pacific pocket mouse) is the source of this 1204-nucleotide messenger RNA. RefSeq names its product oleoyl-ACP hydrolase (gene Olah). Gene Ontology annotation, biological process: lipid biosynthetic process. NCBI's taxonomy places the organism in Eukaryota, Metazoa, Chordata, Mammalia, Rodentia, Heteromyidae. The record is from RefSeq and is a predicted model, not a curated record. The transcript has 7 exons. Bases 41 to 841 code for a protein of 266 amino acids.
AGGUUUCUAAUACCAACUGUUUGGUAACAUUUCUUACAGCAUGGAGAGAAAAGAGCAAGUUGGGAGAACCAGGAAUGAAAACGUUUUGAACUGCUUAAUUCCAAGGCCUAAUGCAAUGUUUAAGCUGAUUUGCUUUCCCUGGGCAGGAAGCGGCUCCAGUUACCUGGCCAAGUGGGGUGAAAAGAUGUCUGAUCUGAUAGAAGUGCAUGCUGUAAGAUUUGCUGGAAGAGAGAGUCGAUUCCACGAGCAAUUUGCAAGUGACAUAUGCCAGCAAGCAGACGAAAUUAUUGAUGCUCUGCUGCCAAUCAUUCAUGAUCAACCAUUUGCAUUUUUUGGCCACAGCUUUGGAUCCUGCCUGGCUUUUGUGUGUGCACUGCACUUAAAGGAAAAAUACAAUGUGGAACCAGUACAUAUGUUCUUGUCAAGUGCAACUCCUUUCCAUUCAAACUACUGGCGGGCUCAAUUUUCCCAAAUAAACCAACUGUCAGAAGAACAAGUUAAACAUCACCUUCUGGAACUUGGAGGCACCCCCAAUCAUAUCAUUCAUAACAAAGACCUUUUGGACCAAUGGCUGCCCAUAAUACAGGCAGACAUAAGCAUCCUUCAAAAUAGCAACUUGGGGAUAACCUCUCUGAAGACCCACUCCUGUGAUUUUAUCUGCUUUGUUGGAGCCAAUGACAUAAUAAAGGAUAUGGAAGCCUGGAAAGAUGUCACCAGUGGGAACUUCGACCUUUAUGUGCUGCCUGGAGGUCAUUUCCAUCUCGUGGAUCCUGCCAAUGAAGACUUUAUCCACAAAUGUAUAAUCAAAUGUCUAGAACUAUCAUCCUUAGUCAACUCUUAGCUAGUUUUCCAUUUGGUAUUGUAACGGACAAAGUAAUCACACAUUGCUCUUCUUGGUUAUUCAGACUGUAGCUCAUUAGUUUUAUUCAGAGUUUGCAAAUUAGUGCGUUUUUACUAUCAGGGGAUUUGUUACACUCUGAUGUAUUUCUUUAUACGCGGGGCUGUGGGCAGACAAGCAGGUAACACAUACUUCUGGAAGGGUCUUUUAUUAGAGUCUUAUUUGCCGGGUCAGGAAUGUGGCCUGGCGGUAGAAUGCUUGCCUAGCCUGCAUGAGGCCCUGGGUUCCAUUCCUCAGCACCACAUACACAGAAAAGGCCAGAAGUGGAGCUGUGGUUCAAGUAGUAGAGUACUGGCCUUGAGCAAA